This is a messenger RNA of Spea bombifrons (plains spadefoot toad), 3616 nucleotides long. Its product is annotated as contactin-4-like. Lineage: Eukaryota; Metazoa; Chordata; Amphibia; Anura; Pelobatidae. Gene Ontology annotation, biological process: brain development; cell-cell adhesion. Gene Ontology annotation, molecular function: cell-cell adhesion mediator activity. The transcript has 23 exons. The record is from RefSeq and is a predicted model, not a curated record. Bases 199 to 3285 code for a protein of 1028 amino acids.
AGUUCUGUGCCCGGUCCCGGCGGCGUCCCAGGAGCUCCGUGCCCGGCUGAAUCUCCGUGCCGUGCAGCAUCCGGAGCCGUGCGCUUCACAUGCCCACAACCGACUGGGGAUCCCGGGUGUCGCACACUGCAGAUAAAAUUGUGAAGUUGCCGCAGAUUCCAGUGGCUGGAGAGAAACGGCUGACCCUAGAAAGUGAAGAUGAGGUUACUAUGGAAACUGCUGGCGUUUCGAUGGUUUGUGUGUCUUGCAGAUGAGCUCACUCUGCAAGGCCCGGUCUUCACGCAGGAACCAGCAAAUCUCAUCUUCCCUCUGGACUCAGAGGACCGAACGCUACGGCUGGUCUGCGAAGUGCAAGGGCAUCCGAAACCUGUAACCCGAUGGAGAGUAAAUGGGACUCUCUUGGAUGAAGCCCAGGAUUACAGGUACAGGGUUCUAGACAGAAGUUUGUCCAUCAAUCCUCCAGAUCGGACCCACGAUGUUGGGACAUUUCAGUGUGAAGCCACCAACUCAAUAGGGACCAUCCUCAGCCGGGAAGCCUCCCUUCAGUUUGCUUACCUGGACUCAUUCCAGACCAUGACGCGCAGUACAGUGUAUGUACGAGAGGGGCAAGGGAUGGUGCUGCUGUGCGGCCCCCCUGCCCACUCUGGAGAACUGGUUUACGCCUGGAUCUUCAAUGAGUACCCUCCGUUUGUGCAACAGGACAACCGUCGGUUUGUGUCGCAGGUGACCGGCAAUCUCUACAUUGCGAAAGUCGAACCGUCUGAUGCCGGAAAUUAUACGUGUGUCGUUACCAACACGGUGACUAACACGCGUGAACUGGGACCAAGUACUCCUCUGACUCUUAGGACGGAUGGUGUGAUGGGAGAAUACGAACCUAAAAUUGAGGUGCAUUUCCCAGAAACGGUAGCAGCCGCAAAAGGGUCUACUGUGAAGCUGGAGUGUUUCGCUCUGGGGAACCCGGUCCCAACAAUCACUUGGAGGAGAGCCGAUGGGAAGCCAAUCUCACGUAAAGUUCGCAGGCAUCGCUCCAGCGGGGUUCUGGAGAUCCCCAAUUUUCAGCAAGAGGAUGCUGGACCGUAUGAGUGCGUUGCUGAGAACACACGUGGGAAGAACAUGGUGCGAGGGCAGCUUACAUAUUUUGCUCCACCUAAUUGGAUUCAGAAAAUCAACGAUGCUCAUAUUGCAAUCGAGGAGAACAUUCUGUGGGAAUGUAAAGCAAGCGGUAGACCAAAACCUUCCUACGUCUGGCUUAAAAAUGGGCAACGUCUGCAGAGCAAAGGACGGCUUCAGAUUGAGCACGGAACCCUCACCAUCUCUUCUGUGAAUAGCUCAGACUCGGGGAUGUAUCAGUGUUUGGCUGAAAAUAAGCAUGGGACCAUUUAUUCCAGCGCUGAGCUCAGGGUUAUAGCCGUUGGUCCUGACUUCUCCAAAGCGUUUGUAAAGAGAGUGACUUUGGGAAAAGUAGGGGGCACCGUCCUGAUUGAGUGCAAACCGAAGGCAUCGCCCAAGCCCACCAUCACCUGGAGAAAGGGCAGGGAGCUGCUGCGAGAAACUUCCAGAGUCUCACUUCUAGAUGAUGGCAGCUUGAAGAUCUCUAACCUAACCAAAGCUGAUGCCGGGAGUUACAGUUGCACCGCCAGCAAUCACUUUGGCACUGCAAGCAGUACUGGAACACUUGUGGUCAAAGAACCCACGCAAGUACUCGUGCCCCCUUCCAGUAUGGACGUCACAGUGGGAGAGAGCAUUGUCUUGCCUUGCCAAGUGUCACAUGACCACUCUCUGGACAUCUCCUUUUCCUGGGUCUUUAAUGGGCAACUCAUUGAUUUCCAAAAAGAUGGAGAACAUUUUGAGCGUGUCGGGGGACAGGACUCGGCGGGCGACUUAAUGAUCAGAAGUAUCCAGCUAAGACAUGCUGGAAAAUACAUCUGCCUGGUCCACACAAGUGUCGACAAGCUCUCUGCAGGAGCGGAUCUCAUCGUGCGAGGUCCUCCUGGACCACCAGAUGCUCUGACUGUCGAGGAGAUCACAGACACCACUGCUCAGCUUUCCUGGAUGCCAGGGGUGGAUAACCACAGCCCGAUCACGCUAUACACAGUGCAGGCGAGGACACCCUUCUCGGUAGGGUGGCAGGCAGUCGGUACAGUGCCCGAGGUGGUGGAUGGACGAUCGUUCACAGCCACGGUUGUUGGUCUCAGCCCAUGGGUAGAAUACGAGUUUCGUGUCAUCGCUGUUAACCAGAUUGGGAUUGGGGAACCCAGCCCACCUUCAGAUAAGAGGAGGACCGAGGAGGCACUCCCGGAGGUAACCCCAGCCAAUGUCAGCGGAGGUGGAGGCAGUAAGGGCGAGCUAAUCAUCACAUGGGAGCCCGUACCUGAAGAGUUUCAGAACGGCGGAGGUUUUGGUUAUGUGGUUGCCUUCCGUCCAUUUGGCACCAUCAGUUGGAUGCAGACAGUCGUGGCAUCAGCAGAUGCCUCGCGUUACAUUUAUAGGAAUGAAAGCCUCCCGUCGUUCUCUCCGUAUGAGGUUAAGGUUGGAGUCUACAACAACAGAGGAGAGGGACCCUUCAGCCCUCUGACCGUGGUGUACUCUGCAGAAGAAGAGCCUAGUCGCGCCCCAGCAGGAGUCUACGCUCGUAGUCUGACCGCAUGGGACAUUGAAGUGUCGUGGAUUGCCGUCCCUGGAAGCCUCAGCAAAGGUCGAAUACAAGGAUAUGAGGUCCGGUACUGGAAGCAAAACGAGAAGGAGCAGAGCGCACGUAAGCUACGCACUUUGGGAAAUCAAACCUCCACCAAACUCAGCCAUCUUCAGGGUCACACGUUGUAUCAUUUGAAUGUUCGUGCCUACAACAGUGCAGGCACUGGCCCGGCCAGCUCCACCAUCGAUGUGACCUCCAGAAAACCACCUCCAAGUCAACCUCCAGGAAACAUCAUCUGGAACUCAUCAAACUCCAAAAUAAUCCUAAAUUGGGACCAAGUGACAGCACAAGAGGAUGAGUCGGAGGUCAAAGGUUACAGAGUUCUCUAUCGGUGGAACAGACAGGGUGGAGCCUCAAUGAUCGAGACCAAUCAGACGUCAGUCGAGCUGUCCUUGCCGUACGACGAGGACUAUAUCAUUGAAAUUCGACCAAUCAGCGAGGGAGGAGAGGGCAGCAGCAGUGAACCCAUCCGUAUUCCUCGUAUAUCCAAUGCGUACGCACAGGGAUCAGGUGCUUCCACGUCCAACGCCUGCACCUUAUCAGCCAUCAGCACCUUAAUGAUCUCCCUCACUGCACGUUCCAGUUUAUGACCUCGAGCCUCUCAGUCUCCCAGAGAAGUCCAAGUUGUUUUUGGAGAACGGACACCAAUUUUGCUCCACGAACGACGGCUCCGUACAGAAUAUCCUGAGAUUUCCCUCAGCUUCUGAGCUUCCUCCUCUCCCUACGGGGAGGAUCUUAUGCACUGACGACAUCUGGAAUAUGAUGUUACCAAAGCAGUUUACAUGCCGUAUAUGCAUAUUUUUUAUUAUUAUAUAUCUAGUGUUUUAUAGAGUUUUUUAAGGUUAACAUGAUGUAGAUAUAUAUACGUUUUUUGCUGUAAAAUGCUGCAGGUGUCUCAUACAACUCUCUUCUGUCCUUCCA